Molecule: messenger RNA, 1473 nt
Organism: Acanthocheilonema viteae
Lineage: Eukaryota; Metazoa; Nematoda; Chromadorea; Rhabditida; Onchocercidae
Source: the annotation of a GenBank genome assembly
AUGAGUUUAUUUGGUGGAUCGAAACUAGGUACUACUUCAGCUCCUAUUUUUGGUACUUCAACUUCUGCACCAGCUUUUAGCUUUGGAACUGCCACUUCAGGCGCAGCUAAUAAACCAAUUUUUGGCUCCACUACGACUACACAGCCAUCUUUGUUUGGCGCUUCGACAACACCUACUUUUGCACAACCUGGAGGAUUAUUCGGCUCAAAACCUGGAACAACAACUUCAACAAGUCUCUUAUCAUCAGGGAUGAAGCCUGGCUUACCAGGCACUUCAACCACGUCAACUGCACAAGCUUCACAGGUCCCAACAUUACAGGAUUUGAUACAGAACUCAGAAUGCCUCAUUAGAUCGUUAACAUCACCAGAUCUUUUUGGCGAUGAAAGAGAUGGUAUUGUUGCGAAAUUAAAUCAGCUUUUGUCUGCAUGCGGAAUUGGUAACGGGUACUAUAAAGGCGAUCAGCAUCCCAUUUCCUACACCGCAGAAAACCCUUUUUACCAGUUUAAAGCGAUUGGUUAUAGUAGAAGAAGUGAUUAUUGUGAUAGCGAUGGCAUUGUAGCUCUAACUCUAGGAAUUAAUUAUGAGCAGCUUUCAAGUGCUACUCAGCGACAAAAAUUCAUAGAUACCAUGAAUCUUAUACUGGGUAAUAAUACCAAUGUCCGAGCGCACAUCGAACUUAUUCGUCCACUUCCAAAUAAUCAAACUGAAAUUUUGUUAUAUGUGACAGAGAAAGGCAAAGGCAGGUCAAGUAGCAAAGAAUUGUGUGCUUUCUUGAAACAACCUGCACAAGACACACAGUUGAAGAGUCAGCUUUGUGUUGUGAAUGUUCUAUCGCGUACAAUGGUAGAUGAUGUGAAAAAACAUGCUUUCAUCAAAAAUCCUCCAGCUGGAUUCGAUUCACAAAUUUGGCAACAAGCUGUUCGAGAAAAUCCAGAUCCUGACAAAUUGCUUCCUUACCCAAUCCGAGGAUUUGAGCAGUUACGUAAAAGGCAAGAAUUACAGGCAGCAGAGAUACGUGUUGAGGAACGUGUUAUUGAGGAACUGAAACAAAGACUUGUCCAAGUAAAUAAUAAAUUGACAGCAGGACAAAAUCAGUAUUUAUAUCAACGACAGAGACAUAAAGAAUUGUCGCAUCGUUUGUUACGUUGUUUAGCAAUGCAGUCUCUCCUUCAACAAUAUACAAUUAGCAUAGAUAGCGCGGAAGAGAAACUUGAAACACGUCUGGAAGCAUUAAAUGCAUCUCUUAUAGCACCUGACCAAAUCAAGAGUCGGAUUAAUGAUUUAUUGGCCAUUUUGCGUGACGAAGCAGAAAUUCUGAAAGCACCAAAUGAGAUGAGACUGAAAUUAACUGAAAGUGAUGUGAAACAAAUUAAAAGGUAUUUAUACCGAGCUCAGGAGGCACUCGAAACAGUUGUUGAUGUUGUACGUGAAAGUGCUGAUAUUCUCAAUAUUAUAGAAGCACAUCUCAAAUAA